UCUCUCUCGUCGAGAUCGUUCAUGCAUGCUUGAACUUUUGUCCGAUCUCCGACAGCAGCUCCCAGAUCUGCUCUCCCUGUCUCUCUUUCUCUCCCUGCUUUGGCUUCGCGGGGUCACCGACACCACGCCUCCCCUGCGGACUCCUUCUGCUGAAAUAACUUUUGAGGGUGUGACAUUUAGAGGGGUAGAUAUAUGAAGAACGGAAUUCUGGAAUGCAGUGUCUGCCACUCACGUCUUGUCUCCCCAACUUCUAAAACUGUGUCAAGGGCUUAUGAUCGACAUAAAAGCACUGUUUCAUCAAAACAGCGGGCUCUCAAUGUUCUUUUGGUUGUUGGGGAUUGCAUCCUGGUUGGCUUACAGCCUAUUUUAGUUUACAUGUCCAAGGUCGAUGGAAAAUUCAACUUCAACCCUAUCAGCGUUAACUUUUUGACGGAGGCUGCAAAGGUCCUCUUUGCAGUUGUUAUGCUUUUGUUCCAGGCUAGACAUCAGAAAGUUGGUGAGAAGCCAUUACUCUCAGUCUCCACAUUUGUGCAGGCAGCUCGGAACAAUGUGCUUCUUGCUGUCCCAGCUCUUCUCUAUGCAGUCAACAAUUAUUUGAAGUUCAUCAUGCAGCUAUAUUUCAAUCCUGCAACUGUGAAGAUGCUAAGUAAUCUCAAGGUUUUGGUGAUUGCUGUUUUGUUAAAGAUUGUCAUGAAACGUCGGUUCUCUGUAAUUCAGUGGGAGGCUCUUGCCUUGUUGCUCAUUGGCAUCAGUGUGAAUCAGCUGCGGUCUUUGCCAGAAGGGACUACAGCUCUAGGUCUUCCAGUUGCAGCGGGUGCAUACAUCUAUACAUUGAUCUUUGUUACGGUGCCAUCUAUGGCCUCUGUCUUCAAUGAGUAUGCACUAAAGAGCCAAUAUGACACAAGCAUCUACCUUCAGAAUUUGUUUUUAUAUGGGUAUGGUGCUAUAUUCAACCUUCUAGGAAUCGUUGGAAUGGCACUUGUUAAAGGUCCGGGCAACUUCGAUAUUCUACAAGGACUUUCGAAAGCUACCAUGCUUCUGAUAUGUAACAAUGCGGCCCAAGGAAUUUUAUCCUCCUUUUUCUUCAAAUAUGCAGAUACAAUCUUGAAGAAGUACUCGUCAACUGUCGCCACAAUCUUUACAGGCAUAGCAUCUGCAGCUUUGUUUGGUCACAGUUUAACGAUAAACUUUAUGUUGGGAAUUUCCAUUGUUUUUAUCUCAAUGCACCAGUUCUUUUCACCCCUAUCAAAAGUCAAAGAUGAACAGCAGAAUGGGGUGCUGGAGUUGGUAGAACCGGAGGAUAACCAAAGGUCGAGGGAUUCUUUUGUAAAUAUGGCAGCAGGAGCUAAUGAUGAGGCUACCCAUAGAGUUGGAUCUGAUGACAGGCAACCACUUCUUCCUAGAUGAAGUUAUUUCAGGAGUGAUUGGUGGGUACAGAAUUAGCCAUUUCUUACAGAAAAAUAAAAUAUAGAGAAAUCGUUCCACUUCUUUGGAUCCUUUUUGCUGGUCAUGAUGAAGAGGCUCUCGGAAAGCCACACUGAUGCCAAGCAGGGGGAGUGGAUGAGUUAGGAGUGGACUGAGCAGGCUCUACAUCAAGCGACAAGCUUCGUGAAACCUUCAUCUUAGACCAGCCGAGAGAGGAGUUUUGCCCCUUUUCUUUUUCCUUCUUGCUGUAUGCGCGAUUCUUUCUAGAAUUUUAUAGUCACGUUCGAGUAUUGUUCGAUACCGACAAAUGCUCCCAGGAUACCUUGUAUUAGGGAAAUGAAUUAUGCUAGAACUAUAUGAGAAUGAAACACUGCUCGGUCAAUGCACUUGUCAGUAUCAAAAAGACUGUAACUUGUACAUUCGACCGACUUCUAAAAUGCAGAAAUAUAGCAAGAAGCAAGAUUUAUGGA
Molecule: messenger RNA, 1895 nt
Organism: Rhodamnia argentea
Lineage: Eukaryota; Viridiplantae; Streptophyta; Magnoliopsida; Myrtales; Myrtaceae
Product: CMP-sialic acid transporter 3
Exons: 16
Coding region: 193-1407 (404 amino acids)
Biological process (GO): pyrimidine nucleotide-sugar transmembrane transport
Cellular component (GO): Golgi membrane
Molecular function (GO): pyrimidine nucleotide-sugar transmembrane transporter activity
Source: RefSeq, a predicted model, not a curated record